UUGACAAUGUCGGCAUUAUAGCCGUUAUGUUUGAUUUGAUCCUUACCUUUUGAAACAUAAACGACGAAAUGAUAUAUUCCUUAUAUAUACGCUAAGAUUUAGCGGUGUAUUUAUGAAUAAAAUGCUAUUUUCAUGCCUGUUGUUUACUUGUUUUUGUUUGCUACGUCAUAGCGCGUGACAUAGUACCAUACGUCGUCUGUAAGUCUGCCAAAAGCCGAAAUGGAACCAAAAAGGCGAAAACAAAAUUGGAACCCGGCAGCUCUCGGUGUUUUAAUUGUGGGGGUUGAAAAGAAUUAUGGGAUUCUGAAAGGAAAAUUAAGCAGCAGUUUGACUAGGUCAUCAAAAGACGGAGUAUGGGAGAAUAUUUGUACAAAAGUGAACAGCGUUUCCUCGGAGAACAGGAGUAUUGAAGACAUAAAGAAAAAAUGGAGUGAUUACAGUAGCGGGCUAAAGAAGAAGGAAGGCGCCAGGAGGAGAGAGAUGACAGGCGGGGGCGAUGCUCCGCCAGAUCUAACGGACAUGGAACAAAAGGUGAUUAACAUCAUUGGAGACGUGGCCAUUGACGGUGUUAUUGGCGGUAUUGACACUAUGGACUAUACAUGCACUCCAAAUACCAAAAAAAGUGCUAAAGUAUCGGCCAACGAGGAAUUAUUAUCCAUAGAAAGAGAGCGACUUUUAACAGAGAAAGAAAGAUUGUUGAUAGAGAAGGAAAAUAUGAAAAUAAACAAAGAGAGACUAGAGGUGGAGAAAGAAAGGCUUAAUUUAGCAAAACGAAAGUAUUCAGUUCGAUCCCAUUACACAUUCGAUGAUGAGAUUGAGAUGUUCCCUAUGGUAUAA
Molecule: messenger RNA, 837 nt
Organism: Patella vulgata (common limpet)
Lineage: Eukaryota; Metazoa; Mollusca; Gastropoda; Patellidae
Product: nuclear apoptosis-inducing factor 1-like
Exons: 5
Coding region: 220-837 (205 amino acids)
Cellular component (GO): nucleus
Source: RefSeq, a predicted model, not a curated record